AUGGCAGCUGAUUUUGGAAAUGUGAGUUUUUUUGGAGUAGAAAAUUUGAAUUCUGCGUUUUGCCGGCAAAAAUGACACGUCAUAAGGCGCGAAAAUCAUGUUUAAAUACAGCUUCAACCGAUUUUUCGCAUUUUAGAGAUUUUUCGAGAAAAACUCAAAUCCUCACCAUUUUUUCGCCAUUCCUCCGCCAUCCCCCAACAAUUUAUUGCUCAUUUUAACCAUUCUGCAAAAAAAAUCAUUUCAAAUAAGCCUUUUUCAGCCAAAAAACAGAAAAAAGAAAGUUUCGAGGAAAAAUGGAAAAAAUAAAUAUUUGGCCGAGGAAAGUAGUGGAUUUCUAGGCCACGGCCACACACUUGUCAGCGUUUUUUCAAACUUUUUGUUUUUUCACCCAUUUUUUACGUGAAAAACACGUUUAGGAGUGAAAAUUACAAGCGUGGUUAGAUUAGAGAAGCAGAGUAGGUGAGAAAGUGUGGAAAAUGGAGAGAGCUAGUUAGAGAAGCAGAGGAAAACGUAUAUUAUAUUUAAACUUUUUUUUAAAUGAUAAAAUAUUUGUUUUUUUUUUUCAUCUUGUAUUUUUUACCGCUUAUUGAGUUUUAAACAAUUUUUUGGCGCGAAAAUUCAAAUUUCAAAUCUUCAAAUUUUCCCGCCAAAAUUUUGUGACGUCAUAGCUCUCCAGUUUUCCCGCCAAAAAUCCCUUUUUUCCACGAUUUUUUCCAUUUUUUUUCCAUAUAUAAAUAAAGAAAACAGAAGCUUAAGUGGUUUUUCCCAAUUUUUGGCGACAAAAAUUUUCAUUCUCUCACAAGACGAGAGAGUGGGAGAGCGCAGAGAGUGCAUAGAAAAUUCCCCAGGGUGGUCCGCAAAGGAAGAAAAGUAGUAGUAGGAGUACAAUUAGCAUAAAUCGACGCAUUCACCGUCUGCUUCUCUGCACUCUCUCCGCUCUCUCGCCACUUGUUCGCUUUCUGCUCUGCGCUCUCUUCUUUCUCCAUACUCUCUCGUCGCGACGGAGGAAUUCUGAAGAAAAGAAGAAGCUUGGGCUUCUUCUUUUUCAUUUUCACCACUUUUUUUCUGUUUGGUUAGAGCCGAAAAUGAAUUUUUGAAGGCUUUUGGGGAGAAAAUUUUGAAUUUUAAAAUUUUCCCGCCGUUUUUUUCCGAGAGAAGUACACAGAUUUUUUGGCAAAUUUUGAAAAACGUCAUUUUUCUGCGAAAAUUAAUUUUCCACUCGAAAAAACUUCCGAUUUUUCUCUCAUUUUCCGCUUGCUUCUCAUUAAUAUUUCACUGAAUUUGACAUUUUUUUGAAAAAAAAUUUUUUUUUUACUUUUUUUUCGAAAAAAAAGAUGGAAAAGACUUUUUUGAAAUUGAAUUUGGCUCUGUUCGAAAUUGGAUUUUUCCGGGAAAAUUCGAUUUUUUGCGGGGGGUUCAAAAGGUUUUGGCACAGAAUUUUUAAAUUUCUAAUUUCGCGCCAAAAAAUUUCAAAUUUUUCAUUUCUGGCUCCCCCAAAAAAUCUGCUAUUCAUGAUUUUUUCCCAUUCCCAAAUUGAAAAAUGAGAUUUUUUUCUUCCUGAACAAAAAAACAAAUUAUUUUUCUGUGUGCUCCGUGAGCCAAAAUAAAUUUCUCAAAUUUUUUCAGCUCCGCUACCAAUCGGGAUUUGGCAACGAAUUUGCUUCCGCUGAUCCACGUGUUCCGGACGCGCUUCCGGAAGGACAAAACUCGCCGCAGGUUAGUUUGGGGGGGGGGGGCGGAAAACCGGACUGCAAGGCGUACUGUAGAUCAAACUGCAAAGAAUUCCUUGAAUUUUCCAAACUGCAAGGGAUACUGUAUAGGUUUCUUGUUGGAUUUUUCAAAUUUUUCUGUAGUUGUUCUCCGAACUGCAAGAUUACUGUAGCUGAUUAUAAUGUUAAUGUCUCUGCUGCAAAUUUUCUGAAUUUUCGAAACUGCAAGGAGUACUGUAGAGUAGAAUAUUGGGCUACUACUGUAACUCAAACUGCAAAGGGUUCGGAAUUUUCAAAUUUUUCCCGGACUGCAAGGAGUACUGUAGAGCCCACAAAAAAUGAUUUAUUUUUCUCACUUAUCCCCUCGAAUAUUUCGAACACAUUCUCAACGACGACAUCAAUUGAACCGAGACACAAAAUGGAAAUCCGGGUUCACAAUCGGCUGCAGUUCGGCAUACUUUAAUUGGAUAAUUAAAGUUGGCUGUGACUGAAACUGUAGCUGAAAAUAAGCAAAGAAGGAAUAUUUUGUAGAGCAUUUUUGUGAUUCGGAUGAAUAUUUUUGCGAACUGCAAGGAGUACUGUAGCCACGCGGCAAUGUUUAAUAAUUGAUCGAAUUAUGACCACUAGUGUGGGAAAUGUGUUCGAACUGCAAGAGAUACUGUAUACAUCAGAAUUUUCAAACUGCAAAAAGUACUGUAGAUAUAUCUCUUCACGAGGACUAGUUUAGAUCCUUCUAAUUUUGCGAAUUUUCCGAACUGCAAGGCGUACUGUAGAUCUAAUCUUCUAGCUUAAACUGCAAAGUUGAGGUACUGUAGACUACUUUUUUUAAAUAUCAAACUGCAAAGGGUACUGUUUCAAAUUUUCCCGACUUCAAGCAGUACUGUAGAACUGCAAACAUUUGUGUAGCUUCUCGAACUCUCCAGACUGCAAAACAGGAAUUAAAAGGAUAACAUUUACUUUCUCAAACUGCAAGGGGUACUGUAGAUCAAAUAUAGACUUCAAGAAUGCAAAUUUUCGAGUACAUAACUGUCGAUCAUUGAUUUUCCGGACUGCAAGAGGUACUGUAGCUCCAACUUGAAAUGCAAUAUUUCAAACUGCAAAGAGUACUGUAGCUAGCAGAAAAAAAAAACUUUGCAAAUUUGUUUGCAAAAAAUAAUCAAAUCAACGUGCAAAACCCCUUAAAAACCCAUAGCACGCCUCAAUUUUGGUCACGAUUGAGAAAAUGAUGUUCUUUAAAAGUCUCUUCGCGCUCUUCUUGCUCCAAUCAAUGGCCGUCGCUCAAUACGGCGAUAAUCGCUGCAGCAAAUCUGCGGAUUGCAAGCGUCCGGGAGAAAUUUAUUGGGCACCAUUCGCACCAAAGAUGCCAUACUGUCGAGGACAUCCCAGUGAGCAGGAACUUCUCUAUGGAAGAAUUGUGCGUUAAUAAAUUUUUCGCCACGUCAUGAAACCAAUAAACCAAUCAUUUCUUCAUUCACCCAAAAGUCUUUCCGCAUCACCAGCAACUGCUAAAUUAGUACAAAUCCCACGACACUUCAUUCCGGACGGACAUUCCGGAGCGUAGACACAAGUUGGAGCAGUACGCGGAAAGACGUCGGAAGAUGCGUAGCUUGUCACAGCCAUGAUGAGUAUGAGGAUGGUUUUGAAAUGCAUUUUUGUGACAGAGGACGAAGGGGAGAGGGGUUUUGUAGGGGAAAUUUUUGAUUUGAUUAUGAUGUGGCUUGGAAUGCGACGCGGUCACGCGUCGCGGUUUUUCACAUAGAGCUUGAAAUGGUCCUAAAAACCUAACAAAAUACUUGAGCCUAAGCCUAAAAAAGUGAUUAAGCCUACGCUUAAACCUAAUGAAGUGGCUAAGCCUAAGACUUAGCCUAAGGAAGUAGUUAGGCUUGAGCCUAACACGAUGGUUAAACCUAAUGAGAUAGUUAAGCCCAAGUUUAAGCCUAAGGAGAUGGCUAAGCCUAAGCUUCAGCCCCCUACCCCUUUCCACUUUUUCCAAAAGUUUUGUGCAGGUUGCGAGCUGACGUGGAACACGCGACGCAUGACCGCAACGCAACCCUCCCUGCACAAAAUGGUUGAACCUAAACCCAGGGAGCAAUUGUGAGAUGCUCAAUCACGAAACAUCAAAGACUCUAAACAUGAAAUGAAAAAUUCUUUAUAACCACAGAUUAUGCACAAUAUCCACGGAAUAUAUGACUAGCUCCUCUACAGUGUUUUCCGGGUGGGCAGUCCGAAUCGUACUCACAAGCAUUGACAUAUGUCAAGAAGACGACGAGAAGAAGCAAAAUGUUGAAGCGGAGCAUUUUCGAAUCGGAAAAUUAUUGAAAAUGCGUUGAGGACGGCUGUUUUAUAGGGAAACUAUAAUUGAUUCGAUCAAAAUACUUAUCGAUGUACAUAUUUCGAAUUCUCACGAACACAGUUUUGUGUAAGCAGUGUUGCGUUGCGGUCAUGCGUCGCGUGUUUCACACCAGGCUUGUUAAUCUUUCACUUAAGGCUUAAGCUCAAGCUUAACCUAAUAAUGGUUAAGCCAACGUGAAACACGCAGCGCAUGACCGCAACACAACCCUCUCUUCACAAAAUUGUGUUCGUGAAAAUUCAAAAUACAUCGAUUAGUAUUAUGAUCAAAUCAAUCAGAUUUUCCCCCAUAAAACCAUCCUCCUCAACCCAUUUUCUAUCAUUUUCCGUUUCGAAAAUGCACCAACUCAACAUUUUGCUUCUUCUCGUCGUCUUCUUAACAUAUGCCAAUGCUUGUUGGGAGAAUGCGCAUUGCCCAAGUGGACAACGUUGUAGAGGUUCCUUAAGUGAUGGGAUAAUGAUACCGGGACAUUGUGGAUAAUUCGUGGAUUCAUAAAGAUUUUUUCAUUGCAUUGAAUGUUUAUUAGAGCGUGUUUGCUGCUUGUCUUAACUAUGUUUCUUUGAAAGGCUAUGCCUUAACGUUUAAUUUAAUUUUACAAAAAAAGUUGUUAAGCUCUGUCCUGGUUAAUUCUUCUUAACAAGUUGUUAAGAGCAUUUUUGAACUUGGCAUUAAACAUUUGGGAUUAAACACACCCUAAACUUUAGGGUUAUUUCUGUUCAUAUUCGUAGGUAGCUGUGUUUAAGCUUAUACUCUCAGAAUACGCGCCGCAUGACCGCAACGCAGCCACGUUUCACACAAAAUUAAAAAUGUUGUUUUGUCCGCGACGCGUGCGCGUCGCGGUUUUGACAGAAACUCUUUGUUCUCUUGUUUAAUAGCUAGGUCUAAUUCUGUAUUAGGCCUAGGCCUGUAUUAGGCCUGUACUAGGCCUAAAUAUCAGAUCCCCUGGGCUGCUCAAAAAAAAAAAACUUCCAAGUGUUCUUUUGAAUGUGAUUGGAUGGGUUUUUUAUGGGAAAAUCUUGACUGCUUUGUGUUUUUCUGCAAACUUUUAUAAACAAAAUAUUGGCUGCGUAUCUUUUGCAUUUGAUACUCAGUCAAAGAGACUGUUGAGCAUAUUAGCUAUCUACAUUACUCAGCUAAGAGAAUUGGCUGCGUACAUUUGAUACUCAGUCAAAUAAUUAGCUCUCGGGGUUUUUAUCCGGAAAGAUUAUCUCAAAACUCGCUGUCAAAUUGACUGCGUAGCUAAAUUAGAUACUCAGCUCACUGAAAUAGAUUUGGCUGCGUACCUAUUUAAAUUAGAUACUCAGUUAAACAUAAGGGAAUUGACUGCGUAUCUGAGCUAUCUAAAUUGAAUACUCAGCUAACUUCAAGAAAACUGACUACUCACCUACUUGUACAUUGAAUACUCAGCGAACCCAAAGAGAAUUAACUGCGUAUCAAAUCACAUUUGAUACUCAGCUAUGAAAAUUGGCUUCGUGUGAACCCCCGCCCCCCCCCCUUCUUCAAAGUGUGUUUUUUUUUCAGAAAUGCCCGCACGGUCUGUACGCCGAGCAACUCUCCGGCACCGCAUUCACCGCGCCACGUCACACCAAUCAACGCAGUUGGCUCUACCGUAUCCGUCCCUCCGUCAUCCACACACCAUUCACUCCACUGAACAACCAAGAUGUUUUCGCCAUCGACACAACACCAACACCCAAUCAAACCCGCUGGAAUCCCUUUCCGCUCCCCUCCAAACACGAGCGCAAAGAUUUUGCUGAUAACAUUUACACGGUGGCCAAAGGUGGAAGUGUUGGUGCGAGAAGUGGGCUGGAGAUCCACGUGUAUUCGUGUAAUGCGUCGAUGGAGAAUCGGGCGGUCUACAAUUCGGAUGGUGAUUAUUUGAUUGUGCCACAACAGGGCGUGUUGGAGGUGAAGACCGAAUUUGGCUUGAUGAGAGUUGAGCCGUUGGAGAUUUGUGUUAUUCCACAAGGUGAGCCUAAACCUAAGCCUAAGGAACUGCCUAAGCCUGAGCCUAGGGAACUGCCUAAGCCUAAGCCUAAGGAACUGCCUAAGCCUGAACCUAACCUCAGCCUAAGGAAAUGUAUUAACCGAAGCCCAAGGAACUGCCUAAGCCUAAGAGAUUGCUUAAGCCUAAGCCUAAACUUGAGCCUAAGACAAGCCUAACCUAAGCCUAAAGAAAUGCCUAAACCUAUGCCUAACAAUAAGUAAAUGCCUAAGGAACUGCCUAAGCCUAAGGAAUUGCUUAAGCCUAAGCCUAUGCCUAACAAUAAGUAAAUGCCUAAGGAUCUGCCUAAGCCUGAGGGACGGCCUAAGCCUAAGCCUAACCUGAGCCUAAGACAAGCCUAACUUAAGCCUAAGGAAAUGUAUGAACCUAAGCCUAAGGAACUGCCUAAGCCUAAGAGAUUGCCUAAGCCUAAACGUAAAGGUACACCUAAGCCUGAGCCGAAGCUUAAGAGUACUAAGUCUUCAGGAGUGCCUAAGCCUUAUAGAUUGCUCAAGCCUAAAGAACUGCCUAAGCCUAAGAUAAUGUCUAAACGUAAACCUAAAGAACUACCUAAGCCUAAGACAAAAAAAAUCCUUGUAAGCCUAAAGAAGUGCCUAACCCUAAAGACUAAGAGACUAGAUUGCUCAUGUUGGAUAAUAAUGAUAAACAUCUACUAACUAAGCAUUGCUCAGGUUAAAGACAAGCUCACAUAGUUUUUUUCCAGGAAUCCGUUUCUCGGUCAACGUCUCUGGCGAGUCUCGCGGCUACAUUCUCGAAGUCUACGGAACCCACUUCCAAAUCCCCGACCUCGGUCCAAUCGGAGCCAACGGUCUUGCCAAUCCCCGAGACUUUCAAACUCCAGUCGCCUGGUUUGAAGAUGUCGAUGUUGAGAAUUUCGAGAUCUUGAACAAAUAUCAGGGACAUUGGUUUAAAUCUGUUCAGGUAUGUACAAAUUUUGCAAGUGCGCUCUAUUGAACUAGUAUUGAUUUUUUUUUGAAGGAUCACAGCCCGUUUGAUGUUGUUGGAUGGCACGGGAAUUAUUGUCCAUACAAGUAUGAUUUGCGGAAAUUCAUGGUCAUCAACACGGUGUCUUUUGAUCAUUGUGUAAGUUUUGAGGGCGGGGGGGGGUUGCUCAGGUUACCAGUUUGAGGAGGAGAGGGCAUUGCUCAUAUUAAACUUUGCUGAAGGAAAAUGAAAUUUUGUUGAAGGAAGAAUUUUUUGAGCAUUGCUCAGGUUAAACUCUUGAAAAACAUAGUAUUGCACAGUAUGUAUUUUUUCGAAAAUAAAUUUUUUAAGAGAAAAAAAGGACCUCCCAGAAAGAAAAAUACAAAUUUGUUAGAAAAUAUAGUAUUGCUCAUAUUAAUCAAAAAAAUCCUACGUUCUUUACAAUAAAAAUAAGCAUUGCUCAUAUUAAUUUCGGAACCUUUCAUCCUUCUUUUAAAAAAUCAAAGAAGCUUAAUGAACUACCUAAGCCUAAGCUUAAAAAUUUAAAGAAGCCUAAGGAACUACCUAAGCCUAAGCUUAACAUUGCUCAUAUUAUCCCAAAUUUCCAGGACCCCUCAAUCUUCACCGUCCUCACCGCUCCCUCUCUCAAACCCGGCACAGCCAUUGCCGACUUCGUCAUUUUCCCACCCCGCUGGGGAGUCGCCACCAACACAUUCCGCCCGCCAUAUUUCCAUCGGAAUUGUAUGAGCGAAUAUAUGGGUCUGAUUGCCGGAUGUUAUGAGGCUAAAGAGACGGGAUUCCGGCCGGGUGGCGGAAGUUUGCAUUCGAUUAUGACACCGCACGGUCCGGAUGCACUGUGUUUUGAAAAAGCGAGCAAUGAGGAAUUGAAACCGCAACGAGUUGCUGAGGGAACUAUGGUAAGGGCCUUGCGGAGGAGGGAUACUAGAGUUAGAAAAUUAAUUUUGACUUGUCUUUAACAUGAGCAAUGUUUGUCGAGAAAUAUGGUCCUCUAGGUUCAGACUAAAUUAAGGUAACAUUUUUUAGCUUAGGCUUAUGUUAGGCUUAUGCUUAAGAAUUUAUUUUAGGCUUGGGCUAAGGCUUAGGCUUAGAAACCUAUUAGGCUUAGGCUAAGGCUUAGGAAUUUACUCAGGCGCAGGCUUUAGGCUUAGGCUUAGGCAGUUCCUUAGGCUUACAAGGGAACCUUUUUUACUCAACACUUCAAAUCAUGAUGAAAUUUGGUUUAUGGACAGCUUUUUGGGCCAUAAGAACACCCUAAAAAUUUUAGUCUCCCAAUGGACCUCUGAGCCAAGUUCUGGGCUCUCAAAAACUCAAAAAAGGCCUAAAAAUGGUCAUAAAAGUCAUCAUAGCUCCAUUUCAAAUUUUUUUUGAGAGAAAUGAAGUUUCAGAUAUUGAUCAGCAUAGUCGAUUACCUAAAAGUACAUAAAUAAAAAAUUUUAUUUCGAAAAAUUUUGAAGUUUUUUAUUUUUGAGCUGAAAAUUCAUGAAUUUUUUGACUGAAAAUUCAUCAUAUGUGCGUUCUUCUUUUUUUCAAAAUCAAAAAUUUUUCUGAAAAUUUGAUUUAUUGAUGCUUUUUGGGUAAAUCGACCACGCUGAUCAUCAUCUGCUACUCAGUUUUUCAUAAAAUUGAUUGAGAAUUGAGUUAUGACGUAUUUUAUGAGCCAAUUUUGGCAAUUUUCGAACUUCUGAGAGCCCAGAACUUGGCUCAGAGGUCCAUUGGGAGACUAAAAUUUUUAGGGUGUUCUUAUGGUCCCAAAAGCUGUCCAUAGACCAAAUUUCAUCAUGAUUUGAAGUGUUGAGUAAAAAAGGUUCCCUUGUAAGUCAUUUUUUUUGUGUUGCAGAGUUUCAUGUUCGAAUCAUCUCUCCAUCUUUUCAUCACAAAUCGCGCCAAAAACGAAAAUAUCGACGUGGAUUAUUGGAAAGAUUGGCAACCGAUCAAGAAACAUUUCAAACUUCCAAAAUAA
Caenorhabditis angaria is the source of this 8966-nucleotide messenger RNA. The record is from the annotation of a GenBank genome assembly. NCBI's taxonomy places the organism in Eukaryota, Metazoa, Nematoda, Chromadorea, Rhabditida, Rhabditidae.